Anoplopoma fimbria (sablefish) is the source of this 1155-nucleotide messenger RNA. Its product is annotated as peptidyl-prolyl cis-trans isomerase FKBP1A-like. The transcript is spliced from 4 exons. The coding region runs from base 74 to 400 and encodes 108 amino acids. Lineage: Eukaryota; Metazoa; Chordata; Actinopteri; Perciformes; Anoplopomatidae. The record is from RefSeq and is a predicted model, not a curated record. Gene Ontology annotation, molecular function: peptidyl-prolyl cis-trans isomerase activity.
CGGCUUCACAAUCACUUGACCGGGCUAGAGAGAGAGAGAGAGAGAGAGAGAGAGAGACCACACGGAAAGAACAAUGGGCGUAGAAGUUGAGACCAUUCGACCAGGAGACGGGAGGACGUACCCGCAGAAGGGGCAGAAGGUGGCCGUGCACUACGUCGGCACGCUGACAAAUGGAAAACAGUUUGACUCCUCCAGGGACCGAGGAGAGCCCUUCAAGUUCAGCAUUGGAUGUGGACAAGUCAUUCGUGCUUGGGACGAGGGUGUAGCGAGGAUGAGCGUUGGCGAGGUGGCCAAGUUGACCUGCUCGCCGGACUAUGCGUAUGGCCCCGCAGGAUACCCACCUGUCAUUCCAGGAAACUCUACUCUCCUCUUUGAGGUGGAGCUGCUGGGUCUUUCCUGAAGUUGAAGGUUGCUCUUCAGUUUUACAUCCACCAACAUCUCUAUCACAAAUAACUGUUUAAUUAAAGGUGCUGUCGGUAGCAUUUAUAAAUCAUUAUAGAAAUAAUUCUUAUACCUUGGGAUGCGUGACACAAAUUUGACACAUGCUGAUGCUAGUGCUAAAAUAAAAAACGUAUUUCUUCCAGGAUUUAUGUGGCCUCCAUUUCUACAUUUCAAUGAUAAAUAAUGGGUUCGUGGUGGAAUAAUUGCAAAGACUGGUGUUCUUUUGUGUUUUAAAACAACCCAACAGAAUGACCACAUAGUCCCAACAAUUGACACUAAAUUUGCACUAAAAAUCUAAUUUGUUCAUACAUAUUUAUUCCAGUGUCCCAAAAAUAGUGCAGAAAUUGUCAAAAAUGCGCAUGAAACACCUUUUUGAUGAAGAGCUUAUUUGGUUUUUGUUUUUUCUUGCAUUACUGUAUCCCUUCCACAGCUUGAAACUUUGACACAAUGUAAAGAAUGGCUUACAGACCAUAACGGCCUAUGUUUUCAUUCAUACAUGUAUUGCCUUUUAUAGAAGUCGAUUUUGAAUCCUGACUCUUAAACUUAAUUCUUGUCUUUUUGUCAUAACAAAUUAAAGGCCACAAGUGUCUUUGUGUUAUGCCAUGCUUGACAUAUGUUUUGGCUAUGUUUUACUACUUUAUUGUGUCAUCUAUUAGAAAGGGGCUUUUUCAUGGGUAUUGCAUUCUUACAUUAAAAUCAUCAAGUAUACAAUAA